AUGACUCAGCCACCGCGGGCAGAGGGUCCCAGAGGGGCCAAGCCCUCCAGUCUGGCUGAGGCGGCAGCCAGCGCCCACCCUCAGAGCAGGAGAGCCACAACAGGUCUCAAGGCUCUGCGUUGCUGCUGCUGUGCCCCACCCCUCCUUCUGACAGCUGCCUACAGGAGGGUCUCAGGAGCCAGAGGGGCUGCGGAAGAGGCUCCAGGCAAGCGCCGCGCCCCAGCUCAGGGUAGAGCUGGUGAAGACGGGCCACCACGAGGGCCAGGGCCUGCCACAGUGCCUGCCCACCACAUGCCAGCUGUCCCUGGGUCCAUUGCAGCUGUAUCAGGGUUCAGCGGCCCUGGUUCUGGCCCCUCUCCCAGCGCAGCAGCCCCUGCCCGCCAUGCAGCUGUUGUCUGUGGCUGGAGCCAUUCCUGAGUCCUGUGGCUGAGGCCACAGCUCGUGUUACUGCCGUGCCCCUCACUAGCCCCAGGAGGUCCCAGAGCCUUUGCUCCUAGGCUCCUGGGUGCAUGGGUGUCCUGCCCAGCUCUGGCCUGCCUGCCCCACCCCCAACACCUACAGUUGGGGCUGGCAGGCCCUGGUGGGGCGUCUCUGCCCGGCCCCCCAGUGGUCCCAGAUGGGAGGCCAGCUCUGUAGCUGACUUGGGCAGUCCUGACCUGUGCCCUGCCAGUGCCCAAAUUCUAUUUUGCAUACACGCCAUAGCCCAUACCCACAGUCUGGCACAGGCUGCAGGAGGCCCUGGGGCUUGGGGAGACCCCGGGAACUGCAAGAGAGUGUGGCUACCCCCCAACA
Tupaia belangeri chinensis (Chinese tree shrew) is the source of this 792-nucleotide messenger RNA. Its product is annotated as tetra-peptide repeat homeobox protein 1-like. Bases 1 to 417 code for a protein of 138 amino acids. The record is from RefSeq and is a predicted model, not a curated record. Lineage: Eukaryota; Metazoa; Chordata; Mammalia; Scandentia; Tupaiidae. The transcript has 2 exons.